Arabidopsis arenosa is the source of this 1417-nucleotide messenger RNA. Lineage: Eukaryota; Viridiplantae; Streptophyta; Magnoliopsida; Brassicales; Brassicaceae. The record is from the annotation of a GenBank genome assembly.
CCAUCCUCCACAAGUAGAAAGAAACACAAACAUCCUGAAAUUCGAAGAGGACAAAAUGUUUUACUUUAUCCUUCUUCCUCUCCUAUUUCUUGUUCUAACUUACAAAUUCCUCUACUCCAAAACGCAACGUUUCAAGCUUCCUCCAGGACCACCGUCACGUCCCUUCGUCGGCCAUCUCCACCUUAUGAAACCGCCGAUCCACCGUCUCCUCCAACGUUACUCCAACCAAUACGGCCCAAUCUUUUCCCUCCGUUUCGGCUCCCGCCGUGUCGUGGUCAUAACUUCCCCUUCCCUCGCCCAAGAAUCCUUCACCGGCCAAAACGACAUCAUUCUCUCUAGCCGGCCGCUCCAACUCACCGCCAAAUACGUCGCAUACAACCACACAACCGUUGGAACAGCUCCUUACGGUGACCACUGGCGUAACCUCCGCCGCAUUUGCUCUCAAGAGAUUCUCUCCUCACACCGUCUCGUCAACUUCCAACACAUCCGCAAAGACGAGAUCUUACGAAUGCUCACUCGCCUCUCACGUUACACACAAACCUCCAACGGAAGCAACCACUUCACUCACAUCGAACUCGAACCGCUCUUAUCCGAUCUAACAUUCAACAACAUAGUAAGAAUGGUUACAGGGAAGAGAUAUUACGGCGACGAUGUCAACAACAAGGAAGAAGCAGAGCUAUUCAAGAAGCUAGUCUACGAUAUCGCCAUGUAUAGCGGCGCUAACCAUUCCGCUGAUUACUUACCAAUACUAAAAAUAUUCGGAAACAAAUUCGAGAAAGAAGUUAAAGCAAUAGGCAAAUCCAUGGAUGAUAUAUUGCAGCGUUUGCUCGAUGAAUGUAGAAGAGAUCAAGAAGGUAACACAAUGGUCAAUCAUUUGAUCUCUCUACAACAACAAGAACCUGAGUAUUACACUGACGUUAUCAUCAAAGGCCUUAUGAUGUCGAUGAUGCUCGCCGGGACUGAGACCUCCGCCGUGACAUUAGAGUGGGCGAUGGCGAAUUUACUGAGAAAUCCACAAGUGUUGGAGAAGGCAAGAUCGGAGAUAGAUGAGAAGAUCGGGAAAGAUCGACUAAUCGACGAGCAAGACAUCGCGCUGAUGCCGUUUGGGAAUGGCCGGAGAACUUGUCCCGGCGCCGGAUUAGGUCAGAGGAUUGUGACAUUGGCGCUUGGAUCGUUGAUUCAAUGCUUUGAAUGGGAGAAUGUGAAAGGAGAAGAGAUGGAUAUGUCUGAGAGUGCUGGGUUGGGUAUGCGUAAGAUGGAUCCUUUACGGGCCAUGUGUAGGCCCAGGCCCAUUAUGUCUAAUCUUUUACUCUAAUAAAAAAAAGAGUAAAGGUGAAAAAGCAAAAAUAACUUAAUGGAUGUAACUGGUAAUUAUCUUAAGGAAUAAGGAUAUGAUGAAUAAAAUGAAUCUUUGCUU